Messenger RNA from Mirounga angustirostris (Northern elephant seal), 755 nucleotides. RefSeq names its product cyclin-A2-like. Gene Ontology annotation, cellular component: cyclin A2-CDK2 complex; nucleus; cytoplasm. Gene Ontology annotation, biological process: mitotic cell cycle phase transition; regulation of cyclin-dependent protein serine/threonine kinase activity. The transcript is spliced from 2 exons. The record is from RefSeq and is a predicted model, not a curated record. Gene Ontology annotation, molecular function: cyclin-dependent protein serine/threonine kinase regulator activity. The coding region runs from base 1 to 507 and encodes 168 amino acids. Lineage: Eukaryota; Metazoa; Chordata; Mammalia; Carnivora; Phocidae.
AUGGCGAAAGCACAUGGCCCACAGGAGACCAGCACACAGUCUGUGUACAUUACAGAUGAUACUUAUACCAAGAAACAGGUCCUGAGAAUGGAACACCUAGUUUUGAAAGUGCUUGCUUUUGACCUAGCUGCACCAACAAUAAAUCAGUUCCUUACCCAAUACUUUCUGCACCAGCCAUCUGCCAACUGCAAAGUUGAAAGUUUAGCAAUGUUUUUGGGAGAACUAAGUCUGAUAGAUGCUGACCCCUACCUAAAGUAUCUGCCAUCAGUUAUUGCUGCAGCAGCUUUUCAUUUAGCACUCUGCACAGUCACAGGACAGAGCUGGCCUGAAUCUUUAGUUCAAAAGACUGGAUAUACCUUGGAAAGUCUUAAGCCUUGUCUCAUGGACCUUCACCAGACCUACCUCAGAGCACCGCAGCAUGCACAACAGUCAAUAAGAGAAAAGUAUAAAUGUUCAAAGUAUCAUGGUGUUUCUCUCCUCAACCCGCCAGAGACACUAAAUGUGUAAUGGUGAAAGACUGCCUUUGUUUUCUAAGAUGUAAAUCACUCAAAGUAUAUGGUGUACAGUUUUUGUAAGAUUUUAAUUUUAUAAUCAUUUCUGAAUAGAGUUAUGGUCAAGUACAAAUUAUGGUAUCUAUUACUUUUUAAAUGGUUUUAAUUUGUAUAUCUUUUGUACAUGUAACUAUCUUAGAUAUUUGGCUAAUUUUAAGUGGUUUUGUUAAAGUAUUAAUGAUGCCAGCUGUCAGCACAGUAAGA